AUGCAGUCAAGCAGUUCCUAUCCACCAAAUUCAAUUAAAACACUUGGGCCACUAAAGUAUUUUCUUGGCAUGGAAGUUGCCCGCUCAAGGGCUGGAAUUCAAAUUUGUCAACGUAAAUAUGAUUUGAACAUCUUAUUUGAGACUGGGUUACUUGCAGCCAAACCUUCUCCCCUUCCAAUGGAGCCUAAUCUCAAGCUUCAUAAGGAUGAAGGAGAACACUUUCAUGACCUUGCGCUGUAUAGGAAAUUAGUGGGCAAACUACUUUAUCUCACAAACACAUGUCCAGACCUCAGUUAUAGUGUAAAUUUAUUAAGUCAAUUCAUGGAGUGUCCACGAGUACCUCACUAUGAUGCCGUAAUCAAAGUCCUUCGGUACAUUAAAAGCACACUAGGCCAAGGAAUUUUUUUUUCCAGCUCAUCCCAGCUUCAACUUGUGUCUUACUCAGAUGCCAAUUGGGCAAAUUGCCCAGAUACGCGGCGAUCAAACACUGGAUUUUGCGUCUUUCUUGGUAAGUCUCUUGUUGCCUGGAAAUCCAAGAAGCAAAACACAGCUUCUCAUUUGUCAGCCGAGUCUGAAUAUAGGGUCGUGGCCGCUGUAGUGUGUGAGCUCACAUGGCUUCGAUCUCUACUGAAUGAUUUCGGCAUCACCAUUUCUGAACCCACAACAUUGUAUUGUGACAAUUUGACUGUGUUGCACAUAGCUGCAAAUCUUGUGUUUCAUGAACGUAUGAAACACAUUGAACUAGAUUGUCAGCUAGUUCGAGACAAAGUUUCGACUGGACAAAUCUCCACUGCGCAUGUUCCCUCAUCAAAACCACUUCAUUCACCCACAUUCUAUAGAUUACUGUCCAAGAUAGGAGUAAUCAACAUUUACUCUCCAUCUUACAGGGGGAUGAUGAAAUCACAAGAUGGAAUUGGACUGAAGCAAAUGCCUACGGUUCUUCCCGAUAAACACAGAAUGGCAAGAUGA
This is a messenger RNA of Carya illinoinensis, 969 nucleotides long. RefSeq lists its product as uncharacterized. The transcript has a single exon. The record is from RefSeq and is a predicted model, not a curated record. Bases 1 to 969 code for a protein of 322 amino acids. NCBI's taxonomy places the organism in Eukaryota, Viridiplantae, Streptophyta, Magnoliopsida, Fagales, Juglandaceae.